AUGGAAACUCAUCAAAUCGUACGGGAUACUCUAACUUUUCAAAACCAGAAUUACAAACCAUUACAUUCAGAUAUAUUUGAAUUUGAUGAACGAUUUGUAGAUCCGGUAUUUGUAAAGGCUUGCAAGGAUGCCAAGCAAUUACAUUCAUAUUUCGAAUUGAUGCAAAACGCACAAGAUGAGGAAAGCUUUAAUAACAUUAGAAAGGAAUACAAUCAAAAGAAGAGAGAAAUAUUACUAACUAUUUUGACAGAAGAAGUACCACAAGUGUAUUCUUUAGUGAUUUUUACUGAAGAAUUUUGUAAAAAAUUAAUUGAAGAGAAGGAUAAUUACGAAAAGACACAAAACGUGAAAUUACGUCCUAACUCAAUGAAUAAUUACGGAAUUGUGAUAGACGAGAUUGGAAUGGGUAAAUUCUUUGAUACAUUUGUUCGAGAGUAUUUUUCACCGUUGGCCAAGAUUAUGAAUCCAGCUGGUUUUGAUCUUGAUGACCAUCAUACUUUUUUAGUUGAGUAUUUCAUUGGAGGAGACUCUGAUCUUUCAGUUCAUGUUGAUGACAGCGAAUUAACCCUCAACGUUUGCCUUGGAAAACCAGGAUUUGAAGGCGGAAAUUUGUUUUUUAAAGGUCACCGAGAUGAUCCCAAAACGUACAAUCAAUAUUUCGAAUAUAAGCAUGUUCCAGGGCGAGCGGUUAUGCAUGACGGAGCCAUGAUGCAUGGUGCCUUACCGUUGACUAAGGGAGAGCGAGUGAACUUGAUCAUUUGGGCUCGAUCGACACAGAUGAGACAACAAAUUGAGACUGCCCUCAAGGAAAUGCAAGAAAAGGGAGAUCACUGUUGUUGUGACCAUCAUGAUGAACAUUCGUGUCACGACCAUGACGGUGCAUGUGAGCAUCACCAUUAG
Messenger RNA from Naegleria lovaniensis, 900 nucleotides. RefSeq lists its product as uncharacterized. The transcript has a single exon. The record is from RefSeq and is a predicted model, not a curated record. NCBI's taxonomy places the organism in Eukaryota, Heterolobosea, Eutetramitea, Acrasida, Naegleriidae. Bases 1 to 900 code for a protein of 299 amino acids. Gene Ontology annotation, molecular function: L-ascorbic acid binding; oxidoreductase activity, acting on paired donors, with incorporation or reduction of molecular oxygen; iron ion binding.